CUAUUGUUUUUUAUAUGCUGCCUUUGCAAAAUUGCUCUUAUUGUUGAUCAUUUAUUUGAUUUAGAUGUCACUGUGGGCAUCAAAGUGAAUAUUUUUCUUACUGUGGAUAUGAAAACUUUGAACCUUGAAUCUCUCUUUGUUCCUUAACCAUUGUACUUAUUUUCUUUUACUUAGAAUGAACCACUGAUGCCAUGACAACCAACUACUGCUGCACUUUUUUAUGCUGUACUGGGGGAACUCUCUCUCUCUUGAACAAAUAAUCCAGGACCUGCAGGACUCCUCCAAUACCCACACGUCUCCCUGCAGGAGGAGAAACAGGAUCUGCUGUUUGUUUGUUUCUUCCUCAACCAACAGAGAGACACGAUGAGAAACGCACAUAAGUUUAUUCAAUCAAUUGAAAUGACAUCAAUGUCUGAAACAUUAUAUAAUCUGAUGAAAUCCCAACGUUCGUGACAACCUCUCUGUCUGUGGCCAGAUUGGAUCUAGUUUAGAGGAAUGAAAGGAUGACAGAUUAGUCUCUCUCUCUCUCCCUCGCUCUCUCCCCCUCUCUUUCCCACUCUCUCUAUCUCCCUCUCUUCACUCUGUUGCUGGGGGACCAGCGGAGUUGCAUCUUCUGCUGUGCGUCGUUGCACUUUUCUUUUUCCUCAGGUGCGCUCCCCCUCUUUGCGCACCAGGACGCGGAGAGGAAUCCCGGAGUUCGCCGAUCAUGGGGUCAACAUCCACAUCUUCAUCAGUUCCAGCAGUACCACCGACAACACCCUCCUCCUCAACAGCAUCAUCUUCCUCAGCAUCAUCCUCUUCACUAUCAGCGCAUCACUUUACUUUGCGCUCGGCGGCGCAGCAUCUUCAGAGGAGCGCACUGAAAUAAAACUCACUGGCUUCUGUCGCUGGUUUUCAAAUCUGGGAAGUUUAUAUAUUUAUUUAAUGAAAAAAGCUUGUGGAAUGGAGAUCCGAACUUUCCUGCUGUGGAGUCUGGCUCUGCUCUUUGUCGGGGGAGACAUUUUUACCAGGGCCAUGCUGAGUGACAUUGGCGACUAUGUAGGUACAGACAUUCAAAUAUCCUGGUUACCUAAUCUGGAUGAUUUAAUGAAGGGCUAUGCCAGAAAUUUUCGCCCUGGGAUAGGAGGACCUCCAGUCAACGUGGCCAUGGCCAUAGAAGUGGCCAGCAUUGACCACAUCUCCGAAGCCAACAUGGAAUACACCAUGACUGUAUUCCUGCGGCAGAGCUGGCACGAUGACCGACUGGCCUACAAUCACACCAACAAGACACUGGGUUUGGACAGUCGCUUUGUGGACAAGCUGUGGCUUCCCGACACUUUCAUCGUCAACGCCAAAUCCGCCUGGUUCCACGACGUGACCGUGGAGAACAAGCUGAUCCGUCUGCAGCCCAACGGAGUCAUUCUAUACAGCAGCCGAAUUACGUCAACUGUGGCCUGCGACAUGGAUCUGACCAAAUAUCCCAUGGAUGAACAGGAGUGCAUGCUGGACCUGGAGAGUUAUGGUUACUCUUCAGAGGACAUUGUCUAUCACUGGUCAGAGAGUCAGAGACACAUCCACGGUCUGGACAAACUGGAGCUGUCACAGUUCACCAUCACAGACUAUCGCUUUGACACAGAGAUGUUGAACUUCAAAUCUGCUGGACGAUUUCCGAGGCUCAGUCUUCGCUUUCAGCUGAGGCGAAAUCGAGGCGUCUACAUCAUCCAGUCCUACAUGCCUUCUAUCUUACUGGUUGCCAUGUCGUGGGUGUCGUUCUGGAUCAGCCAAUCAGCAGUCCCUGCACGUGUAUCCUUAGGUAUCACCACCGUCCUCACCAUGACCACACUGAUGGUCAGCGCCCGCUCCUCUCUGCCUCGAGCCUCGGCCAUCAAAGCUCUGGAUGUUUACUUCUGGAUCUGUUAUGUGUUUGUGUUUGCCGCGCUCAUCGAGUACGCCUUCGCCCACUACAACGCCGACUACAGACUCAAAGAGAAGGCCAAGGUGAAAGCCAACAAGUUCAACUCUGAGUCUAUUGUGAAGAAUGGAAAACAGGCCAUGGUUCUCUUCUCUCUUUCUGUCACUGGCAUGAACCAGGGUGUGGUCAUUUCCAGCCGCCAGGGCCGGACCCAGCGCCCCAGCAGUGAAAUCCCCGGAGAGGGCGGCACGGAGGAGCCGCAGCCGAGGAGGAGAAGGUCCAGGCAGACGGAGGAGACGGAGGAAGGGAAAAAGUGCUGUUCCAAAUGUGUCUGCAAACCCAUCGAUGCCGACACCAUCGACAUCUACGCCAGGGCCGUCUUCCCUUUCACCUUCGCAGUUGUGAACGUGAUCUACUGGGUGGCAUACACCAUGUGAGCGGCCGCUGUCCACGGGACUGUAUAUAAAAAGAAACUGCCGGAGCUGUUCGACACUGGCUGACUGGUGCAGCUGAGAUACAUAUACUGCAGGCAGCAGUGGAAAAGGAAAACUCCAGAGGAAAUGAAGUGUUGCACUUUGUGAAUGUGGAAAUAUGAUAAUUAACGGAAGUAGUGCGAGUAGUAUGAGUUCAACGGGACUUUAAAUCUUUUAAUACUAUCACUAUGAGCCUCACAACUCAGCCUAGAGUCCAGAUUUCCAUAUCAUUUAGAUACAUGACCAGAGUCGCCGUAGGAGACGCCACCACAGCUGAUGAUUCUGUUCUUAUCAGCUGCACCUCUGACCACAUGCUCACAUCCGUAAAAACACAAACAUAGCUAUCUUUACUAAGUCCUAUAAGCCACAUCCUGGAGUCAACCGCCUGUUAUCUUCAAAAGUCAAGGCACCACCCACAGAAGACACUGGGGUGCUUCCACUAUUCUGCAUGGCUGAUAACUCACUUAUCCUCUCUCCUUUAGCGCCUUUAUCCACUGGGCCUCCACCCAUAUUUUUCAAGUCAUCUUUUGUUUUGGACACUGUGUAGAGUGUCUUAUCUCCUCCUGCCAGUUCUGCCUGUUUCCUCACCAUUAAAGGACUU
Molecule: messenger RNA, 2965 nt
Organism: Cynoglossus semilaevis (tongue sole)
Lineage: Eukaryota; Metazoa; Chordata; Actinopteri; Pleuronectiformes; Cynoglossidae
Gene: gabrd
Product: gamma-aminobutyric acid type A receptor subunit delta
Exons: 9
Coding region: 925-2328 (467 amino acids)
Biological process (GO): monoatomic ion transmembrane transport
Cellular component (GO): membrane
Molecular function (GO): extracellular ligand-gated monoatomic ion channel activity; GABA-A receptor activity
Source: RefSeq, a predicted model, not a curated record